Messenger RNA from Pipistrellus nathusii (Nathusius's pipistrelle), 921 nucleotides. The record is from the annotation of a GenBank genome assembly. Lineage: Eukaryota; Metazoa; Chordata; Mammalia; Chiroptera; Vespertilionidae.
AUGGCGUCGCCCAGCGCGCUGUGGCUUUGGGCCGUCGCUCUCCUGCCGGCGUCCUGCGCUGCCCUGCGGCUGGGGCAUCUCGGCCCGCCCGGGCCGCUGCCGCUGGUGAUCUGGCAUGGGAUGGGAGACAGCUGCUGUAACCCCUUGAGCAUGGGUGCUAUCAAAAAAAUGGUUGAGAAGAAGAUACCUGGAAUUUACGUUUUAUCUCUAGAGAUUGGGAAGACCCUGAUCGAGGAUGUGGAGAACAGCUUCUUCCUGAAUGUCAAUUCCCAAGUAACAACGGUGUGUCAGAUUCUCGCUAAGGACCCUAAACUGCAGCAAGGCUACAACGCUAUGGGCUUCUCUCAGGGAGGCCAGUUUCUGAGGGCAGUGGCUCAGAGAUGUCCCUCACCUCCCAUGAUCAAUCUGAUCUCAAUUGGGGGACAACAUCAAGGUGUCUUUGGACUCCCUCGGUGCCCAGGAGAGAGCUCUCACAUCUGUGACUUGAUCAGAAAGACACUGAAUGCUGGGGCUUACAAUAAAGCUGUUCAAGAACGGCUGGUGCAAGCAGAAUACUGGCACGACCCCAUAAAGGAGGACAUGUACCGCAACCACAGCGUCUUCUUGGCAGAUAUUAAUCAAGAGAGAGGUGUCAAUGAGUCCUACAAGAAAAACCUGAUGGCCCUGAAGAAGUUUGUGAUGGUGAAAUUCCUCAAUGACUCCAUUGUGGACCCUGUGGAUUCUGAGUGGUUUGGAUUUUACAGAAGUGGCCAAGACAAGGAAACCAUUCCCUUACAGAAGACCACUCUGUACACACAGGACCGCUUGGGGCUGAGAGAAAUGGACAAAGCAGGACAACUAGUAUUCUUGGCUCUAGAAGGGGACCAUCUUCAACUGUCUGAAGAAUGGUUUUAUGCCCACAUCAUACCCUUCCUUGAGUGA